Messenger RNA from Gloeophyllum trabeum ATCC 11539, 3225 nucleotides. Its product is annotated as STE-domain-containing protein. Gene Ontology annotation, molecular function: DNA-binding transcription factor activity. The transcript has 3 exons. The coding region runs from base 8 to 2716 and encodes 902 amino acids. Gene Ontology annotation, biological process: regulation of DNA-templated transcription; sexual reproduction. The record is from RefSeq and is a predicted model, not a curated record. Lineage: Eukaryota; Fungi; Basidiomycota; Agaricomycetes; Gloeophyllales; Gloeophyllaceae. Gene Ontology annotation, cellular component: nucleus; Tec1p-Ste12p-Dig1p complex; Ste12p-Dig1p-Dig2p complex.
AGCGCCUAUGCCCAGCUCCUCGUCGAGGGAGAGCGCACGCGGCACAAGUCGUCCGCUGACGCAGCAGGAGCAGGACAACCUUGCCCAUCUUGACAGGCUGAAAUUCUUCUUGGCCACCGCACCUUCGCGAUGGAGCGAUGCCGAAGUGUCAGCCUUGGAUCAGGAGCAGAGCGGCACAUCGUUUCCUAUCGGCCACCCGCAGUCGAACCACCCCGCUUUGAACAGAUUCCUUCUCCCGAAUCACGAGUAUGUCUCCUGUGUUCUGUGGGGUGGUCUUUACCACAUCACUGGUACGGACAUCGUCCGCGCACUGGUCUUUCGCUUCGAGGCGUUUGGUCGUCCAGUGAGGAACAUGAAGAAAUUCGAGGAGGGUGUUUUCAGUGAUCUGCGUAAUCUGAAGCCGGGUGUGGAUGCGUGUUUGGAGGAGCCGAAGUCUCCCUUCCUUGACCUCCUGUUCAAGUACCAAUGCAUACGCACCCAGAAGAAGCAGAAAGUCUUCUAUUGGUUUUCUGUUCCGCAUGAUCGUCUUUUCCUUGAUGCCUUAGAACGGGACCUGAAGCGUGAGAAGAUGGGUGCUGAGCCCACCACUGUUGUUGUGGGCGAACCCGCUGCGUCCUUCACGUACGAUCACACCCGUUCGUUGUACGACCAGUUCAGUAAGGCUCAGGGUGGCGUCGAAGGCGAGGGCGAAUUGGAGGCUGCGGUGCGCAGAGCUGAUGCCCUGAAGUCAGGAAGUCCUGCGGAAGGACAAGGCGAUCCAGAAGCCGAUGGUACUGAUCCCGCUGCGGACUCCACUGAUGAACAAGCGUCUAGGAACGGAGCCACUGCUGGGUCUGCACUCCGGGGACCCAACAAUCCGUUCUUCUCGGCGUUUUCUCUUUUCGAGGGUUCUCCCAGCUACAAACAGCGGCGGAAGAAGACGACCAAGUCGACACGCAAGACUCCUCUCCGCGAUGAUCAGUCGACACGGCCCACCGACGUCACCGUCGGCUAUGGCCCUUCUGACAGUGACAUGAGCGCUGCUGAUAUGUUCUUCGCUCAAGCUCGGGGAGAGAUGAGCCCAGCGAAUCCGAUUGAGAAGGAACAAGAGCGACGGAUAAAGAUCGCUCAAGAGACUGUAGCGAAGGUUGAAGCGAUGAAUGCUUCAAUACCUCCUCUUACGCAAGCUUCUUACCCUCCUCAGGCGCAUGCCACCGUGUCCCAGUCCGCAGCUGCUGACGAGGACGGCAUCAUCGGUGUUGGAGGCAGUUCGGAGGAUAGACCCCGAGUCGAGCGUGGUUACUCCCAUCCUAUGCUACCGACGAACAGCUAUGCGGACUUCCAACAAUCCUCGGGCGCGACGCGCUCGGCCACUUUGCCUACAGAGUCCUGCGUACCUGCGACUGAUGCUGUGAACGGUCUGCACCCCAGUGGCAUGCCGAAAACAUUUGUUUGCCCGCUAUUCUCCUGCGGGAGACUCUUCAAGCGCAUGGAGCAUCUGAAGCGUCACCUGAGGACCCAUACAAUGGAGAGGCCGUUCCAGUGCAAUCGUUGCCAGAAGCGGUUCUCUCGAUCGGACAACCUUGCUCAGCAUACUCGGAUUCAUCUCCGCGCCGACGCCGAUGGUGCAACGAUGGGUGCUGACGAGGGCUACGCCGACAUCGAGAGCGAAGACAUCGACGAGCUUGACGGUGAUGAUGGUUCUAUGCCUUACGUUGAUCCUAGGAUGGGCUAUGUUAAUGGAGUGGACGGCAUGAGCGGUAUGGGUUCCGCUGUCAUGGACACCCAAGGGAACGUGAUGGGCUUGCAGGGUGUUUCCGUCGAUCAGGGCAAUACCACCUACAUCGACGGCGCUCAGGAUGUCUACUAUGUGCCUGAGGCGCCGAGCGCUGUUGGGACACCUCAAUUUGCUUAUAUGGCAGGGUCGCCUGAGCACAGUCCUUAUCUGUAUGGCGAUGCCAGGAACCAGCCUAGCCCUGCUUUCACUUCUGCCAGUGCGCCGUCGCCGCCACCGUCACAUCUCGUUGGUCGUGCCAACUCCUUCCAUUCGACCCAGCAACCGCCAUUCGCAUAUCCUGAGUAUGGACACGCGGCGUCGAUGUCAGCACCCUCGCAUAAGAUGACUUUCGAUCAGUCUACAUUGUACCCUUCGUCAAUGGAGUAUGCAGGUGUUCCUUCAGUGUCUGGGCCGGCCAGGCGAUACCGUAGCGCGACGCCGUCGAUGCUCAGAGUCACGGAUGGCAUCCGAAGACCUUCUUCUGCUACCAGUUACGCCGCCGCGGGAGCUCGUGGUUACCACCCCUACGCCAUGGCUGUUAGCAAUCACUACUCGCAAUCAGCGCACUCAAGUCCUGCGAAUCGCUCCGUGUCUUUGGACUACAUGCAUGACCAGAGCGCGCCUGCUGGUAUGAUCGCGCAAGGUUCGCAUUCUCGCCAAAGUUCCAAUGGCCAGCUCCAGGAGCAGAUGUCUCAGAUGAUCAAUUUUGACCACCUGGAGCCCGAUGUUCCUUCUUACACCGCUCCUGUGCCUGUAGCCUACGGGGAGACGUACCCGCAUCGGCCAUCUAUGCAGUACAGCGCUUCUGCUCCGGGUUCAUAUGCCAGUCCGAGAAACGGCCCGCCUUCCUACGGUCAAGCUUAUCCUGUUGACGCAUCCCAGGGUGACCGGUAUGUGGCAGAACCUGCAAGCUACUAUAGCGCCGCCAUGGGACAAGUUGAGCCGCAGGUCGUGAUGUGAAUGUCCUAGCCGGGAACAUUAUCAUACGCAAAGCAAUCGUUAAUAUUCAUUACUCUAAGCGACUUCUAAUCUGCUUGCCCGCCUCUGUUAAGCAUCCGUUGUAUCCUGCAUCCCCUGCUCCGGACUUCUUCACAUCAGCCAGUGGCUCUUCUUGCUCUCAUGACGGCCGGCCGAUCCUAACCUUCAGCUAAUCCUGUCACUUAUCCAAAUAUCUAUUUCGACAAUUUCGCAGCAAUUUUCGCAAGUACAUACUUCAUAUAAUCAUCUCGGAGCCCGCUACUGCACGUAUAUUUUUUAGUGUCUGCCUCUGUCCACGUUUCUCGUUGCUCACAAGCCUACACUCCCUCACUAAUUACGUUCCGCGCCCUCCCCCCUACAUUUGUUUCCAUAAUUUCAUCCUUUGAGCCGUGCAUGUACGGCUCUACUGUAGCUGCACCUGGGAUUCAUCAAUGCACGUUGUAAUCAAAAUUUGUGUACAUGAAGUUGAUAAUGCUAUGUUUGUUGUGUCG